This is a messenger RNA of Williopsis jadinii, 759 nucleotides long. Its product is annotated as Zn(II)2Cys6 transcription factor domain-containing protein. Gene Ontology annotation, biological process: regulation of DNA-templated transcription. NCBI's taxonomy places the organism in Eukaryota, Fungi, Ascomycota, Saccharomycetes, Phaffomycetales, Wickerhamomycetaceae. Gene Ontology annotation, molecular function: zinc ion binding; DNA-binding transcription factor activity, RNA polymerase II-specific. The coding region runs from base 1 to 759 and encodes 252 amino acids. The record is from RefSeq and is a predicted model, not a curated record. The transcript has a single exon.
AUGGCAGGGACAACUCACAUGAAGCACCAGCACUCUGUUGCUAAGCCAGAGGUUGAUGGUAGCGAGAUGCACCUGGUUCGCAGACGGAUAUCCAAAGCGUGUAACUACUGUCGACAGAGAAAAAUAAAGUGCGACGGUUCCUCGCCAUGUACAAACUGCCACAGCCACCAAAUCGACUGUGUCUAUACAAAGACAAUUACCAAGAAGAAGAGAGCACAGCCUGCUAAGAAGCUUACGCUUCACGACCUGGAGAAAAGGGUUAACAAGAUGCAAUGUCAAAUGGACACGAUGAACUCUACGUUGAGUGCUAUCUUGAAAGUGCUGAACGAUCGUAAACUAUCCGAUAUGAAUGCAGCGCAUGCUGUACCACAUGAGCAGUUACAACAACAUCAGCAGCAACAACUUCAUCAUCAACAAUAUGCUUCAUCCUCACAACCCAUGGGCUUUGAAAUGGAAGAUUUCUCCACGAGUGGGGAAGAUGAAGAGGUAAUAUACUCUCCUUUGUCAGACCAAACCAGCAGCUUAAACUGUGAAGAUCAAGUGCUUUCACCAGCAGGGGAACCUUUCCACAAUACCACUAACGCUGGUUUUACCACAUUUGCACAAUCAGGUUUACAACACGUCCCAUCAAACCCAUUUGGGACAAACCAAUACAGUGGCGCAUUUGAACCAUUGGAUAUGUCCAUUGUUGCUAAAAUGGGUUUGAAUUUCGACAAUCUUGCACAGAAACAAGAUGAACAACUCAAUAUGCUUAUCUGA